AUGAGCAGAUUUGUAGCAACACAGAGAGACAGAUUCUAAACACCGUCAAAAUUGACUUUUUAAAUAUCAUGGAGACAUGGGAAAAAGCUUUCGAGAGAGUCCAGGAUGCAGAACUCACACAGAAAUAUGGCCAUCUUUGGACUUUACACAUUAAUAACACCAUUGACUCAGAGUUGACUUCUACUCAGCAACAGCAAGGAUGGAAGGUUUACCAAACAUCUUCAUUUGGCAGAUUCAACUGUCCCAGUUGCAGACACUCUUGGGAGUCUGCUCGAGUCUCUCUCACUUUUCAUUAUCGCCUUGUUGCAUCUUCAAGUGGAGAAGUCCGUUUGAGACUUUUUAGGCAGAAGUGUCGAACAUGUAGACAAAAUGACAUGCUGACAGCAACAUUUAAAGGAGACAAUAAGCAUGAAGUGUUGACAAGGCUGAUAACCAAAAUAAAGAAAAACUGUUAUCGAGAGGUGAUAAAUAAUGUUUCAUAUUCAGGUGCAUCGAAGAUUACUAAACCUCAUGAGGCCUCUUUAUGUGAAGCUUGUAUCUUGGGCAGAUGUAACAGGGAAGCCUGAAUUAUAUACAUUUUGUUGUUGUUUUUUUUAAACAACUAUCGGCUUAGAUCUUUAUAUUCUGACAGUAUCUUUUUUUCUGGCUUGAGCUGCAUUAUAAUAACGUCCAUUAUCGUAAGAUAUUCCUUAUCGAAGUUUAUAGUUCUAAAACCAGAAAUGCAGAGAGAAUAGAGAUCAAUAAACAAUAGUGAAUAACAUGUGAAGUAGAACUAAAGCUGAUACAGAAAUAAUGGCAAUACAAUUCGUAGAAGGAUGUAAGAAAAAGAGGUUGGAUGACGUCAAGCCAAUAAGGCAAUUGGAUUAUUGAAGCAUUUCUAUUACCUGUGGAAAAUACUGCUUCAAUUCUCAGCAAUUUUCUCACAGCCUCUCAUUAUCCUGAAGUGCAUUAAAUUAGUGUUGGUCACUGGGAAAAUAUGAGCAUCAAUACACCACUAUCACAACUACAAAUGCAAAAAAACAAAUACACACUUCAUUGUUAAAUAACUUUGUAGCAUUUUUGUAAUUAAGUUUACAUUGUAAUAUCUAACUUUCAAGACAAUCCUUAAAAGUUAAAGGACCACUAUAGUGCCAGGAAAACAUACUCGUUUUCCUGGCACUAUAGUGCCCUGAGGGUGCCCCCACCCUCAGGGACCCCCUCCCGCCGGGCUCUGGGGAGAGGAAAGGGGUUAAAACUUACCUUUCUCCAGCACCGGGCGGGGAGCUCUCCUCCUCCGAUCCUCCUCCUCUCCUCCCAUUCGGCUGAAUGCGCACGCGCGGCAAGAGCUGCGCGCGCAUUCAGCCGG
Molecule: messenger RNA, 1345 nt
Organism: Pelobates fuscus (common spadefoot toad)
Lineage: Eukaryota; Metazoa; Chordata; Amphibia; Anura; Pelobatidae
Product: receptor-transporting protein 3-like
Exons: 3
Coding region: 69-566 (165 amino acids)
Biological process (GO): protein insertion into membrane; protein targeting to membrane
Molecular function (GO): olfactory receptor binding
Source: RefSeq, a predicted model, not a curated record